AUGCCGCUCAAUCACGCCCAGCAUUGGACCCAGGAAGAUGAUCCAUGGCAAGGUGUUGAGUUGGCAACUGGCAUCCCUGAUGAUGGCUCACAGCCUCAAGACGGCCAUAACACUCAGUGGAUCUAUCCUUUGCUGCGGCGAGCUGGUUGCAUCCAGCCCCAAAAAGCUCUCGAAUCAACUUCCGGUGCCCCCCUGCUCUUUUGUCUCUCACUCCGUCUUACCGCCGAAAUCCCCUCGCCCAUCCUUAGUGACCCGCAUACAGGCUCCCACAGCGUCGGGCUCUUUUGGUCCCGUGAUAUGAAAGUGAACGGAGACUCCCGCACCCUACCCACGCGUGCCUUUGGCCGGCGACAAAUCGUUGAGGUUAAUGCUACCUUUGGUGCUGGACAGCAAAAAACCCCACUGUCGACAUUCUGUCAGGCGUACGGGGAUUGGUCGACCGGUCAACUUAUCCUCACCUGCAGCCGGCCCAAUCGUCCAAUGGCAACCGUUAGCCGGGAUGCUUUAGCCGAAUAUCCUGGCGAGUCUGCUCUCGAGUUAGUCCGCUCACCGUGCACGCUCGAACCCCUCUACAACAGCGCCUCUGCCUAUUACUGGGACGCCCGGAAAGAACAACGUCACCUUCCCAUGCAUAAUUUAGCGACAUGUUCUGAUCGGCUGGCGGCCCGUCAGCCGUCAGAAUAUGACCUGGAUCUACAUGGUGUGGCGGUCGACCAGAAGUACGUUCGUGGCCGAGCACAGAGUUCACAUGGUGGGUACGAUAUUGCGUGUGGUAAUGGUCACCACUACCUCAACCGCAAGUCACUUAUUGGACUCCAUUGCUAG
Messenger RNA from Penicillium mononematosum, 825 nucleotides. RefSeq lists its product as uncharacterized. Lineage: Eukaryota; Fungi; Ascomycota; Eurotiomycetes; Eurotiales; Aspergillaceae. Bases 1 to 825 code for a protein of 274 amino acids. The transcript is spliced from 3 exons. The record is from RefSeq and is a predicted model, not a curated record.